Cornus florida is the source of this 1000-nucleotide messenger RNA. Its product is annotated as probable calcium-binding protein CML46. The transcript has a single exon. Gene Ontology annotation, molecular function: calcium ion binding. The record is from RefSeq and is a predicted model, not a curated record. Lineage: Eukaryota; Viridiplantae; Streptophyta; Magnoliopsida; Cornales; Cornaceae. The coding region runs from base 269 to 880 and encodes 203 amino acids.
UGACUUGAGCUCAUUCAACACACAACAUUAAAAAUUUCUUCAUGUUCUUGCCACCUCUCUUCCAUAGACCAGCACACCACACAAGCACCUUCCUCACCUCCUUUGAAAGCAGCCACCGUCUCUGAUUUCUUCAAUUACCCACUAGUCUCAAUUCUAUAUAUAUACAUGUCCAUAUCUCUUCAUUCCUCAAACACAACAUAUGCAAAAACAUCGAUACUAGUAGUACUCAUUUUCAUUCUUUCUUUCUAUAUACUUACAUAUAUUUGCCAUGUGUUCCUACAAUUUAAACCACUUCCCAGUUGAGAACAUAUCACUAAACCCUAUUCAACUUGCUGUCCUCAUUUUUGGAAUGAUUGAUUUCUUCUUGUUCCACAUAGUUUUUAACAAGAAUGAAAGAAUUUUCGAGUUUUUUUCAAGAUCCAGGUCUUUUAUUCAAUCCCAACUUGUUGGUUCAUUUGAUGAUUUGAAAGUUCAAGCUGAGGAGAAGAACCAGGAGUUGGAGGUUUCAAACCAGCCUUCCUCAGAAGAUGGGAAUCUAUGCAGAGUCGAUGUCGAGACGGUGAUGCAAAGACUGGGACUUGUUUGCCAUCCCGAAGGUGAGAAGAUUGAAGAGGGGUUGAGUUCUGAUAACCUUUUUGACCUGUUUGAAGAGAAGGAGCCAAGCUUGGAGGAGGUGAAGGAAGCUUUUGAUGUGUUUGAUGAGAACAGAGAUGGGUUUGUUGAUGCAAGGGAAUUGCAGAGAGUUCUGUGUGUUCUGGGCUUUAAAGAUGGGUUGGAGAUGGAGAACUGCAGGAAAAUGAUAGGGGUUUUCGACGAAAAUGGAGACGGGAGGAUAGAUUUCAAUGAAUUUGUUAAAUUUAUGGAGAACAGCUUUUGCUGAAUUAUUAUUCUUUUUGGAGGCGUGAGAUUUAUAAGAAGUCAAAUUCGUUAUAUUCCUUUUUAUACAUCUUUGUUGCUUCUGUUAUGAAAUAAGUAUAUAUUUUCUUCUUCUUCUUCAAAA